Molecule: messenger RNA, 276 nt
Organism: Necator americanus (New World hookworm)
Lineage: Eukaryota; Metazoa; Nematoda; Chromadorea; Rhabditida; Ancylostomatidae
Exons: 1
Coding region: 1-276 (91 amino acids)
Source: RefSeq, a predicted model, not a curated record
AUGGCACUCGAAGUUCGUGUCGGGCGACUAUUCCAUCGAAGAUGCAGGCCUUUCGGGACGCUCCAAGGAGUUGGAUCUGGACUUGCUCGAAGACAGAUGGAAGCCGAUCCGUAUCAAACCACUUGCGAACUGACAGUCGCUCUUGGGGUGAAUCAAACCACAGUUGUUCGCGGAGUGAAGUCAAUCGAAAAGGUGCUGAAACUAAGUCGAUGGGUACCACAUGCUCUGACGCAGUAUGGCAUGGGCCGCCGCGCUACAUGGCACUUUCACUCCUGA